AUGACAACACCGGACUCGUCAGCCGACGAUCCCCUCCAAUCUUCCAUCACAACAUCCGACGCGCCGCUCGUCUCAUUCCGCGCCGCGCCGCCUUCCGCCGCCGUCGUCUCCAAUUGCGCAAAAUCAAUUAUCGAUCGCAAAUUGCGAAAAUACGCCAGCGAGACGAGUUUCGCCACCGAAACCGCUUCCGAAUCGAGUUUGGAGCGCGAGAUUCCGUCGCGGACUCGCGUCUUCACAGUGAAGCCCGUGAAAUCAACCGGAAGCGGAGGGACACCGGGAAAAUCGUCCGCACCUCGCCGCUCGCGUCACGAUUCGGACGCAAGCGGCUCUGCGAACAGCGAGGCUACCGUAGCCUCGGGGGCGAAUACGCCACGCAGAUGUCGACACGGUGAGCAUUUUCGGCGGCCGAAAAGUGCGGGACACGUGGCAAGUGGUGGGGAAAUGCACCAAAGUUGCACCUCAGCCACAAUUCAUAGUUUGGAGAGUCAUUUGAAUGAGAAUAUUCGGAGAGCGUCGAAUGUUUAUAUGAUGGAUGAUGAUUCGAUUCAUGAAUUUGAGGAUGAUGAUGGUGGGUUUGAAAAUUGGUGGAUUUUGGUGCUAAAAUCAGGGUUUUUGGUGAAAAAUGGUGCAUUUUGA
Molecule: messenger RNA, 636 nt
Organism: Caenorhabditis angaria
Lineage: Eukaryota; Metazoa; Nematoda; Chromadorea; Rhabditida; Rhabditidae
Source: the annotation of a GenBank genome assembly